Molecule: messenger RNA, 3644 nt
Organism: Pterocles gutturalis (yellow-throated sandgrouse)
Lineage: Eukaryota; Metazoa; Chordata; Aves; Pterocliformes; Pteroclidae
Gene: COL14A1
Product: collagen, type XIV, alpha 1
Exons: 27
Cellular component (GO): interstitial matrix
Molecular function (GO): protein binding
Source: RefSeq, a predicted model, not a curated record
CUCCUGGUCCUGUGUUGGAGACCUUUGUAGGGGAUGAUAUUAAUACCAUUCUCAUUCUAAAUCUCUUCAGUGGAACGGAGUACAGUGUUAAAGUAUUUGCUUCGUACUCAACAGGCUUCAGUGAUGCCCUAACAGGCGUAGCCAAAACCUUGUACCUGGGUGUGACAAAUUUGGAUUCCUAUCAAGUCCGCAUGACUAGCCUCUGUGCUCAGUGGCAGCUUCACAGACACGCUACUGCAUACAGGGUAGUUAUUGAAUCACUUGUGGAUGGGAAAAAGCAAGAAGUAAAUCUUGGUGGAGGGACGCCUAGACAUUGUUUCUUUGAGCUGAUGCCUGGAACUGAAUAUAAAAUCAGUGUCUACACACAGCUUCAGGAGAUUGAGGGCCCUGCCGUAAGCAUCAUGGAGACAACAUUACCAUUUCCAACUCAACCACCAACAACACCUUCUACACCACCCCCACCACCUACAAUCCCUCCUGCGAAAGAGGUGUGUAAAGCAGCCAAAGCUGACCUAGCAUUCCUGGUGGAUGGGUCAUGGAGUAUUGGAGAUGACAAUUUCAAUAAAAUAAUUAGCUUUCUCUAUAGCACUGUUGGAGCUUUGGAUAAGAUUGGUCCUGAUGGAACGCAGGUGGCAAUAAUUCAGUUUAGUGACGAUCCCAGGACAGAAUUUAAAUUGAAUGCAUACAAAACAAAAGAGACUCUUCUUGAAGCUAUUCAGCGAAUAGCCUACAAAGGAGGAAAUACAAAAACAGGCAAAGCCAUUAAGCAUGCAAGAGAAGUUUUGUUUACCGGAGAGGCAGGCGUGAGAAAGGGCAUUCCAAAGGUUGUGGUUGUCAUUACUGAUGGGCGAUCACAGGAUGAUGUGAACAAAGUCUCCAGAGAAAUGCAACUAGAUGUUUUCACUUUUUUUGCUAUUGGAGUAGCCGAUGCUGACUAUUCAGAGUUAGUUAAUAUCGGCAGCAAGCCCAGUGAAAGACAUGUCUUCUUUGUGGAUGACUUUGAUGCCUUUACAAAGAUUGAAGAUGAGCUGAUCACUUUUGUUUGUGAAACUGCAUCAGCAACCUGCCCAUUGAUAGUUAAAGAUGGCAACAAUUUUGCAGGAUUUAAAAUGAUGGAGAUGUUUGGUUUGGUUGAAAAGGAGUUUUCAGCUGUGGAGGGGGUUUCAAUGGAACCUGGUACAUUUAAUGUUUACCCAUGUUACAGACUACACAAGGAUGCCCUGGUAUCCCAGCCUACCAAGUAUUUGCAUCCUGAAGGUCUCCCUUCUGAUUACACCAUUACGUUUCUCUUUCGUAUACUCCCCGACACACCUCAGGAGCCAUUUGCUCUUUGGGAGAUUUUAAAUGAAAAAUAUGAACCACUGGUUGGAGUUAUUUUAGAUAAUGGUGGUAAAACACUGACUUUCUUUAACUAUGACUACAAAGGAGAUUUUCAAACUGUGACUUUUGAAGGUCCUGAAAUAAGGAAGAUAUUUUAUGGGAGUUUUCAUAAGUUGCAUGUUGUUAUCAGCAAGACUACGGCCAAAAUAAUUAUUGACUGCAAGCAAGUGAGCGAGAAGACCAUUAAUGCAGCAGGGAAUAUUAGUUCUGAUGGCAUAGAAGUGCUGGGGAGAAUGGUCAGAUCCAGAGGACCAAGAGACAACUCUGUGCCAUUGCAGUUACAGAUGUUUGACAUUGUCUGUGCUACCUCAUGGGCCAAUCGGGACAAAUGCUGUGAGCUGCCUGGCUUGAGAGAUGAAGAAAAUUGCCCUGCCCUUCCUCAUUCUUGUUCCUGUUCAGAAGCUAAUAAGGGUCCCCUUGGACCUCCUGGACCACCGGGUGGUCCAGGUAUCAGAGGUGCCAAAGGUCAUCGUGGCGAUCCAGGUCCAAAGGGACCAGAUGGACCUCGGGGUGAAAUUGGUGUUCCUGGACCACAAGGACCUCCAGGACCACAAGGACCCAGUGGACUUUCUAUUCAAGGGCUUCCAGGGCCGCCAGGUGAAAAGGGAGAGAAGGGAGACCUUGGUUUUCCUGGCCUGCAGGGUGUCCCAGGAGCUUCAGGAUCACCCGGAAGAGAUGGAGCUCAAGGUCAAAGGGGCCUUCCUGGCAAAGAUGGACCCACAGGCCCACAAGGACCCCCUGGCCCAAUGGGCAUACCUGGUGCUCCAGGUGUUCCAGGUGUUACUGGAAGCCAGGGCCCACAAGGUGAUGUUGGAGCUCCUGGUCCUCCUGGAGCUAAGGGUGAAAGGGGUGAGCGGGGUGAUCUCCAGUCCCAAGCAAUGGUGCGUGCUGUUGCUCGCCAAGUGUGUGAGCAACUCAUCCAGGGUCAUAUGGCAAGAUAUAACUCAAUUCUGAACCAGAUUCCAAGCCAGUCUGUCUCGACGCGAACCAUUGCAGGACCUCCUGGUGAGCCAGGUCGGCCAGGGGCUCCAGGGCCACAGGGUGAGCAAGGAUCACCAGGCAUGCAAGGGUUUCCAGGAAGUCCUGGUCAACCAGGAAGACCAGGAGAAAGAGGUUUACCAGGCGAGAAAGGAGAAAAAGGCAAUCCAGGUGUUGGAACGCAAGGACCCCGAGGCCCACCAGGAUCUACAGGACCUCCAGGAGAAAGCCGAACUGGCAGCCCAGGACCACCAGGCUCUCCAGGCCCACGAGGUCCCGCUGGUCACACGGGUCCCCCAGGCUUGCAGGGUCCUUCUGGGCCACCAGGCUACUGUGACCCUUCCUCCUGCGCAGGGUACGGCAUGGGAGGUGGAUACGGUGAGCCAACCGAUCAAGACAUCCCCGUAGUGCAGUUGCCACAUAACUCCUACCACUAUGACCCCGAGGACCUUUAUGAUGGUGAGCAACAGCCGUACGUAGUUCACGGGUCCUACCCCUUAUUACCCCCAUACACCCAGUCCUCCUAUCCAUCACCUCAUCUUGCUCAACCAGAGUUCACUCCAGUUCGAGAAGAGAUGGAAGCUGCUGAACUGAGAUCCCCAAGAAUUAGCCGCUUCACACGGAAGGUAGCCAAAAGGAGCAUCAAGACCCCAGUCCGCCACAGGGUGAAUGGAAAACAACCCUCUCAAUGAACUGUUUAAAAAAAGGGAAACGUUUUAUGUGCUUGGCCUUUUGUCCAGGUGCCUAAUCUGUCACGGAAGAUGUUUACAGGCUCUUAUAUAAAAGGAGAAAAAAAUGUACAUGACCAGUCGACACAAUGAAUAAUGGUAAUUAUCUUGCAUGCCAGAAACUUAGUAUGUUAGUGGGUUGGUGCUAGAUGAUGAUGAAAGGUCACUUGUAGACCUUUCUUUGGAGUACUGUUCCAUACACUAUUCAAACUGUAUCUAAAAAAAACCCAACACCCAACAUCCAGCUAGUUGGUGUACCUAGAACCAUUCAAAAAAGUUAAUGUUUUCUUAUACAUGUUUUUCCAGUUGAUUACGUUCUGGUAGUUUUGGAUGAGUUGCUUUACUAGCAGAGUAACCCUACUACAUUCACCGGGGAACAAUGCAUACAGUUUCUUUGAACCCAGCUAUUACUUUUGCAAAGAAAUCUUAUGUUAAUGGAAUAUUUUUUUUAACCCACAUUAUAUAAAUACACAAGAAUGUUCCAUGGGAGCACACUGAUAAUUUAUUGUGAACCUCUUUCAUUUCUGUUUUGUAUGCAAAUAAAAGUGGCAAGCUUUU